AGUAUUAAUAAUCAAUCAAACCCACCGGACAACAGAGAAACAGAUGGAAGAAAAAUGGUUAGGCAGGAAGGAAAAUGGUUAGGCAGCUGAGCUUCAUAGGAACCCUUUUCCACACUCGCAGAUAAAGAAGAAGGGGUGGAAGUGAGAAAUGGAUGGGAUGGGUGAGAGAGAGCAGCAAGUUUACAUGGCAAAGCUAGCAGAACAAGCAGAGAGAUAUGAUGAAAUGGUCGAAGCAAUGAAGAAAGUGGCUAGAUUAGAUGUGGAGCUGACAGUAGAGGAACGAAAUCUGCUCUCCGUUGCGUAUAAGAAUGUUGUUGGAGCUAAGAGAGCCUCGUGGAGGAUUCUCUCUUCUAUAGAUCAACAUGAAGAAGCUAAGGGAAAUGUGCAUAAUGUUAACAGGAUAAAGGGCUACAUAAAAAGGGUAGAGGAUGAACUAACGAAGGUCUGCAAUGAGAUUUUGUCGAUCAUAGCCAUUCAUCUCCUCCCUUCUUCCACCGCCAGUGAAUCCAUUGUCUUCUUUUAUAAGAUGAAGGGGGAUUAUUAUCGAUACAUGGCAGAGUUCAAGACUAAGAAUGAAAGAAGAGAAGCUGCUGAUCAGUCACUGAAAGCCUACCAGGCAGCUACCAGUACAGCAAUGAUGGAUCUGCCCCCAACACAUUCAAUAAGGCUUGGUCUUGCACUGAACUUCUCUGUUUUCUAUUAUGAGAUAAUGAAUUUACCUGAAAGGGCUUGUCAUUUGGCUAAGCAAGCAUUUGAUGAUGCUAUCACUGAGCUUAGUACUCACAGCACUGAUUCAUUCAAAGACAGCACACUAAUUAUGCAGCUUCUGAAGGAUAAUCUCACACUUUGGACAUCAGAUUUGCCAGAGGAAACUGGUGAACAACAAUCUAAGGCCACCGACAUGAUCAUGGACAGUUGAACGGACAUGAUCGAGCAGGUGAUGAGCUCGCGGUCGCGGUGAUUAUGUCAACCA
Dendrobium catenatum is the source of this 973-nucleotide messenger RNA. RefSeq names its product 14-3-3 protein 7. NCBI's taxonomy places the organism in Eukaryota, Viridiplantae, Streptophyta, Magnoliopsida, Asparagales, Orchidaceae. The record is from RefSeq and is a predicted model, not a curated record. The transcript is spliced from 7 exons. The coding region runs from base 149 to 919 and encodes 256 amino acids. Gene Ontology annotation, cellular component: cytoplasm. Gene Ontology annotation, biological process: signal transduction.